This is a messenger RNA of Anolis sagrei ordinatus, 669 nucleotides long. It is a transcript of the gene DYNLT2, whose product is annotated as dynein light chain Tctex-type 2. Gene Ontology annotation, biological process: microtubule-based movement. Gene Ontology annotation, molecular function: dynein intermediate chain binding. Gene Ontology annotation, cellular component: cytoplasmic dynein complex; cytoplasm. NCBI's taxonomy places the organism in Eukaryota, Metazoa, Chordata, Lepidosauria, Squamata, Anolidae. The record is from RefSeq and is a predicted model, not a curated record.
GUUGCCGAGUCACGGGUCCAAGAUGGAUAAACUCAAAAAAGCGGCAGGCCCCUUGGCUGCGGGGAGGAAGCAUAGCGUUUUUGACAAAGACGCGGCUUUCCGGGCGGUCAGACGCCGAACGUCGAGUCAUGAUGUUACAGGAAGUGAGCCAGGAGAUGAGGAAUCCAUUACAGAUUUGACAAGAAAUGAGCUUUUGGCACUCAAGACUAGUUUUGCAAGACCACGGUAUGCCAACACCUACAGAAUGGAACCUUACAGGAAAUGUGAGGCGCAUGUAGCAAGGAAGAAAGUGGAAGAGAUCAUGAAGAAUAAACUUAAAGAUUUCAAAUAUCAAGGUUUCAAUGGUGCCUCCAUAUGUACAGACCUCACAGGAGAAAUAUUAGCAGCUGUCAAGGAGCUGGACUUUGAUCGCUACAAAUAUAUAAUUCAAGUAUUUAUUGUAGAAAAGACUGGACAGUCGAUACAUAUUGCCAGCAGAUGGGUCUGGGAUGUUGCAAGAGACACAUGGAUUCAAGGUCAAUAUGAAACUGAGGACUAUAUAGCAGUGGCUCUGGUAAUUGCUUGUUAUUAUGAGUAACUCUUGGCAAAUGACCACUAUAACAUUCCUGUGUUUAUCUAUUAUGAUACACUAUGUUUGAUCAAAUAAAUGUCGCCACCAUUAUUUUUCCA